UAACUUUAAGUUGAUAUAAAAUUUCUAUAUGUUGAUGGGGUGUGGAAUGAUCCGGUACUUACAUGCCCUGUGUUAUGAUUGGAUUAGGGGCCCCGCAGCCGCCAUGUCCGGCUCGUUCGAACUCUCGGUGCAAGAUCUCAACGACCUGCUCUCAGACGGCAGCGGCUGCUACAGCCUUCCGAGCCAGCCCUGCAACGAGGUCAUCCCGAGGGUCUACGUGGGCAACGCGUCUGUAGCUCAGGACAUCUCCCAGCUGCAAAAAUUGGGCAUCACCCACGUCCUGAAUGCCGCCGAGGGCAGGUCCUUCAUGCACGUCAACACCAAUGCCAACUUUUACAGUGAUUCCGGCAUCACCUACUUGGGCAUCAAGGCCAAUGACACGCAGGAGUUCAACCUCAGCGCCUACUUUGAAAGGGCCGCAGACUUCAUCGACCAGGCCUUGGCUUACAAGAAUGGCCGGGUGCUUGUCCACUGCCGUGAGGGGUACAGCCGCUCCCCAACACUCGUCAUCGCCUACCUCAUGUUGCGGCAGAAGAUGGAUGUCAGGUCUGCUCUGAGCAUCGUGAGGCAGAAUCGUGAGAUUGGUCCCAAUGAUGGUUUCCUGGCCCAACUCUGCCAGCUCAAUGACAGACUAACCAAGGAGGGCAAGGUGAAACUUUAGGGUGCCCACAGCCGCCUUCUGCGGAGGUCCGACUGGGAGGCCCUGGCAGCCAUGCUUAGGAAACACAGUUUCCUGCUCCCAGUGUCACUCGGCACUCGCCCAUCUGUCUGUCCCAUUGUGGCCCAGGGCUGCUCCACCCCUAGGGAGCAUAUGAAGAAGCUUGCUGAGGAGGCCUUUCUUACUCCUUGGCUGUCCUUCCCUGCCAUUUAUGUCCUUUCCCUGAGGUGGUGGCUCAGGGAGGAAGCCUGUGGCAUAGAUACGUCUCAGUGACCCAGGGCAGGAGGCACUUCACGGGACCCCCUCCCGCACCUGGGUUCCCGAGUGGUCUAGCAUGGUGACCCUGGUAAGUGAUCUAUGCAAACACAGGUUCUGCUCUCCCCACGUCUGUCACUGGUCCUCACAGCCCGACACACCCUCUUAGGCAGAGGCAUAAGAUGAAGCAGGGUAGAGGUAGGUUCCUAGUGGCUGGAUUUCCACAAAAAGGCUGUGUUUUAAUUAUUUCCUUAGAAUUAAAGAUACUCUACAGGGGCCCUUGGGUAGGCAAAUCCGUUUUCCCUCGAGGGCUCUCCCAAUUCUUCGGAAUGUUUAAAGUGUGCCUCUUUGAGGAUCUUCCGUUCCUUAUCUGCUGCUUUGGUGUCUUCUCUGUGGAUGGCACUGUCCCUUUUCCUUGGGGAGGGUUCUGUUUCUCUUCUUUAGAAUGCAGGGUGUUGAGGCCCAGUCUAUUAAAAAAAAAAAAACCCACCGUUUGGAGAAUUGCAAGGGUUUUAUCCUGAAUUAUAGUGUGGGUGAGCCUAAGCCGUCAUACUAACUGCUUUUCAUCCUGGUUGCUAUUCUAAGAAUAGAAGGAGGAAGUUGGCCAAUUACAGCUCGUGUUCGUGGGUGUGUGCACGGCUGUGAAGUGGGGAGGGGACAGGAGGGAAAUGGAGGGUCCCUGUGCUCACCCUUGCCCAUUUACGGGUCGUUCUGAUGGAGUGGCCCUCUGGGCACAAAUGAGCCUCGGUGUCCUUUACUGGAGAGAGAGCAAACAAAGAAAUGACCCUUUAAAGGACUUCUUUCCAGGGAUGGUUUGGAAAUGCGCUAGACCUCAUGUGUGCACACGUUUGCCAGAGAGUGAGCACAGACUUCUGGGACUUUGUGUUCUUGUUAUGCUGUGUGUAUCCAGGGUCACCCAGAGCAGAGGGGCGGCAGUCAGCCACCACCUCAGCACCUAGCAUACAGGCAUCUCAUAAAAGCCUGUUUUUAGGAAGCUGUUUGGGUGCCCAGUGUAUAUAGAGCGUUGUUGUCAUGGGGCACCCGGAUCCCAGCAGCCUUUAUGUCUGCCUGGAGGAUGUCUUGCUGGAGUUUGCAAAGAAAUCUUACUUGGAGGGAAAGACAUAUCAGGGACUUCUGUUGAAUGUUUUAAAUUCAGCUUUAAAUCGAGAACUCAGCAGCGUUGACAGGGAAGGUCAGGGAUAUGCCUUUUUCAGAGCUGCUGAGGAGCCUGGAGAAGAAGGUGCAUCUUGGGGCCUCCCUCCCAUCACCGCAGGGGCAGCGCUGUGCAGCCUGGAUGGUCAUUGUCCCCUAUCCUAUGUGACCACAGCAGCCCUGGACACAUGGGACGGGUCCUCUUUUCUCCAGAAUGAAACGGCAGUAGCCGAACUGUGUACCACCCUCCACAGUUUCCAAUGGCUUUCUUGCUUCAUCUGAUUUGCAUUUUCUAAUAACCCUGUGAAGCUGACAGAAUUUAUCUGUGUGUUGUCAUGAGAGAAAACAAACAGAAAACUACCUGGGAUAACAGGGCAUGGUAGCACGUGUCUACAGUCCCAGUUCACGGGAGGCAGAGGCUGGAGGAUCACUGCAAGUUCAAAGUCAGUGUGGUCUCCACGUUGAGACUCCAGGCUACUGUAGCAAGAUCCUAUUUUUAAAAACUAAAAAAAUUAGGCUAGUUAAGGGUCGCCCAACUCUUCAAAGCUAAGAGGAAGUAGUUUCAGGCCUGCUGCCUAAGAAAGCUGGGCUGUUCCUGGCUUUAAUGAGACCAGCUCCCAGCAAUGUCCAAGUGCCCUGGACGUCUUUGAGCCAUCCCCAGAGAAAGAAGAAAAAAAAAAAUGAGUUCCCUAUCAGGUAGGACAGAGUUUCUCUUCAUCCAGGUGACACAUGGAGACCUGUGAGGAUGAACUCUGCUCCGGGAAGAGGCUGGGCUCCCCUCCUGCCUCAUCUGGGUGAUGACCUCACAGAACAGCCAAGGCUGUUUACUCACUAACGCCUUCGGGAGGCUUUUGUGGGAAAAUAAAGAAAAGGGGCCUUUGGGAGAUUCCCGUCUUGCCUUUGGGGCUAUUUGCUGAAAAUUCAGGGUUUCUUGGUUGGCUUUACCCCGUGUUCAGAAGAUUAGCUCCUACUUCAGGUAGUAUUGCCGUGUAUUGCCAAAGAGCCGCCACUUGCACGACCGCGAGUGGGGGCCGUUCCUGGAUGGUGUUCUAUCCCUGGAAUAAAGAAUUCAGGAUGCCCCUUCCUCUUCCCUGUACCUGAUCACUUUCUUUGACUCAUAAAAAUCCAGAUUAAAUUAAAAUAUAAAAUGGUUCCCUUCUCAAUCUUCAAGUAUGCUGGCUGCCUUUCCAGAGGCAGGCUGUUUCCCCCACCUAUUAUUUCUGUUACCUCGAGGACACAGACCGACCCAUAGCUAAUGAGGGAACUCUUCUGGCCCACACUAAGGUUCUCUGGGGCUCCAAUGCGGGAGGUUGUUUUAAGAAUCCAGAGUUGGCCUUUAGCACAACCCUCGGAGAAAUGAGCGUGAGUAAUAAAAUGUAGCCAGCAGGUGGCGCUGUCGAGAAGGUUGGUGCCCUUCCAGCCGCAAGCUCACUGCAGAUGCUUGUAGUAUUAAGAUGCUCAAUGUUUUAAUCAAAAUAAGCACUGAUCUUAAAUGUUAAGAUAAGAGUUUUCCUCACAGAACAUUUUCCUUUUCUUAAAAGUGGCAUCAUAUGGUCUUCCCAGAUCAAGAUUCUAUCCUGAUAGUAAACAGAGGGCGUCUCAGGGUACAGAGACAUUUGGUGAAUGUUUAGCUUGUGUGGCUCUUGCCUCCUCCCCCUGUUGGGGUAACUUGUAAAAGGUUCAGGGGAAAGGGGAUGGUGGAGGGAGGCGGAGCACUCUCACCUGCCUAGCAUGGGCAAAGCCCUGGGUUCAGUUCCUGCCAUGGGGGAUAAAAGGGAAAGUUUAAUGUCUACUGUAUCACCGGUGUUAACACUCUAUAAAAUUGUAACCAAAAUAAAUGUCUUACCUUACAAAGAA
Messenger RNA from Myodes glareolus (Bank vole), 3922 nucleotides. It is a transcript of the gene Dusp3, whose product is annotated as dual specificity phosphatase 3. NCBI's taxonomy places the organism in Eukaryota, Metazoa, Chordata, Mammalia, Rodentia, Cricetidae. Gene Ontology annotation, molecular function: protein tyrosine/serine/threonine phosphatase activity; MAP kinase phosphatase activity. Gene Ontology annotation, cellular component: cytoplasm; cytosol. The record is from RefSeq and is a predicted model, not a curated record. Gene Ontology annotation, biological process: negative regulation of T cell receptor signaling pathway; negative regulation of T cell activation; negative regulation of JNK cascade.